AUGACAACAAAUUCAAUAAAGAUAUUUGCUGGAAAUUCACACAUCGAGCUUGCCAAAUUUGUGGCGAGGAGGCUGGGCCUUGAACUUUCAAAGGUAGUAGUUUUAAAAUAUUCAAAUCAGGAAACCUCAGUUACUAUUGGUGAAUCGGUUCGUGAUGAAGACGUAUUUAUCAUUCAAUCUGGAUGUGGAGAAAUCAAUGAUAAUUUAAUGGAACUCUUAAUCAUGAUUAAUGCCUGUAAAUCGGCUUCAGCGAGGAGAAUUACUGCAGUAAUUCCAUGUUUUCCUUAUGCAAGACAAGAUAAAAAAGAUAAAUCAAGAGCACCGAUUACUGCCAAGCUAGUCGCAAAUAUGUUGACUGUCGCUGGAGCAAAUCAUGUUAUCACAUUGGACUUGCACGCGAGUCAAAUUCAAGGGUUUUUUAACGUUCCUGUAGAUAAUCUAUAUAGCGAACCUUCCAUGUUGAAAUAUAUCAAGGCUUCAAUUCCUGACUGGAAGAAUUCUGUUAUCGUUUCACCGGAUGCUGGCGGAGCAAAAAGAGCUACAUCAAUCGCUGAUCGAUUAAAUCUUGAUUUUGCUUUGAUCCAUAAAGAACGUAAGAAGGCUAAUGAAGUUUCCAACAUGGUGCUGGUAGGAGAUGUUAGUGGAAAGAUGGUCAUUCUUGUUGAUGACAUGGCGGACACGUGUGGAACGUUAGCUUAUGCGGCUAGUACACUUAAGGAAAAGGGUGCAUUGAAAGUAUACGCAAUAGUUGCGCACGGAAUCCUUUCUGGAAAGGCCAUUGAUGUUAUUAAUGAAUCAUGUUUGGAAAGAGUGGUGGUGACCAAUACUAUACCUCACGAAGAGAAAAAGAAAAUUUGUCCGAAAAUUGAUACUAUUGAUAUUUCUUCGACGUUAGCUGAAGCUAUCAGACGUACACACAAUGGAGAAAGUUUACAGGAGCAAAAUUACUUUUUAUGGCAUAAUAUUUUUUGA
This is a messenger RNA of Acaulospora morrowiae, 972 nucleotides long. The record is from the annotation of a GenBank genome assembly. Lineage: Eukaryota; Fungi; Glomeromycota; Glomeromycetes; Diversisporales; Acaulosporaceae.